Lachancea fermentati is the source of this 1449-nucleotide messenger RNA. The record is from the annotation of a GenBank genome assembly. NCBI's taxonomy places the organism in Eukaryota, Fungi, Ascomycota, Saccharomycetes, Saccharomycetales, Saccharomycetaceae.
AUGAGUAGCCUGUCAUUUGACCAAGGUAGUACUUCAUCUCUAUUUUUAGCAAAAGAUAAUGCUGAUAAGGAUAAUCAUGGAUCGAGAUACAUCCCACCUUGGACUACUCCAUACAUUAUUGGAGUAGGUGGCCUAUCAGGUUCAGGUAAAACAAGUGUGGCAGCUAAAAUCGUCUCAUCUAUCAACACCCCGUGGACGGUUUUAAUCUCUUUGGAUAAUUUCUACAAGCCAUUGACUCCAGAAGAGCGAGAGCUGGCUUUCAAAAAUACUUUUGAUUUUGAUCAGCCGCAUUCAACUGAUUUAGAUCUAGCUUACCAAUGUCUUCUAAGUCUUAAACAAGGUAAAAAGACAACAAUACCUGUCUACAGUUUUGUGCAUCAUAAUCGAGUGCCAGAUAAAAGUAUCACAAUUUAUGGGUCAAGUGUGGUCGUGAUUGAGGGUAUUUAUGCAUUAUAUGACCAGCGUUUGCUAGAUCUUAUGGACCUGAAAAUUUACGUAGAUGCAGAUCUCGAUGUCUGUCUUGCGCGACGUUUGUCGCGAGAUAUUGUAUCAAGAGGAAGAGACUUAGAAGGCUGUAUCAAACAAUGGGAAGACUUUGUCAAGCCAAACGCGGAUAAAUUCGUGAAACCUACAAUGAAAAAUGCUGAUGCUAUCAUUCCCUCGAUGGGUAAUAAUGGAGUUGCAACACAAACCUUAAUUAACCACAUAAAGUCGAAAUUGCAAUUAAAGUCGAAAAAGCACCUGAAAGAAUUAGUCAAGCUGGGAUAUAUUCAAAAUACAAAAGCAUUAUCGGAAAUGUCAAAUAUACACGAGUUAGAGCCAACAAAUCAAGUUCUUUCGUUGAGAACCAUGUUACUAGACAAGUAUCUCACUCGUGAUGAUUUUGUGUUCUAUUUCGAUAGAAUUGCCACUAUCUUGGUCUCGCGUGCCCUUGACGACAUUACUUGUAGAAAAGGAUCUCAAAUAAUAACGCCAUCGAACAUAGUUAUUGAUUCUCCUACGGUUGUUGAAUUUGAUAAAGUGACUGCGAUAAAUAUUGUCCGCUCUGGUGAUUGUUUUAUGAAAUCUUUGAAGAAAACUAUCCCCAGCAUUGCAGUUGGAAAGCUUCUUAUCCAAUCUGAUUCUCACACUGGUGAACCUCAAUUGCAUUGUGAGUUUUUGCCUCCGCAACUUGAAGAUUUUGAACAAGUGCUCUUAGUUGAUGCUCAAAUUAUAUCAGGGGCAGCCAUUAUCAUGGCCAUUCAAGUUCUCUUAGACCAUGGAGUCCCACUUCAAAAAAUUAAGGUCAUUGUUUACUUGGCAACGGAAAUUGGAAUCAGAAGAAUUUCUAACGCAUUCAAUGAUAGGGUUAGCAUUUACGCGGGGCACAUUGUGGCCACUGAUGCUUUAGGAACUGACAACUGGGCUAGAAUUCGUUUUGUUGACUCUAAAUAUUUUGGUUGUGAUUAA